Molecule: messenger RNA, 1156 nt
Organism: Choloepus didactylus (southern two-toed sloth)
Lineage: Eukaryota; Metazoa; Chordata; Mammalia; Pilosa; Megalonychidae
Product: testis-specific gene 10 protein-like
Exons: 3
Coding region: 1-1032 (343 amino acids)
Source: RefSeq, a predicted model, not a curated record
AUGAGCUCUGGGGCGGGUGGCGGGCCGCGAAGCCGGAGCAGGAGCUCGGAGCGCCAGGGUACCACCAAAGAACAUGAUUUUGGUUUAGGGGCUCCAGUUUCUGAAGCUGAAAAAUACCAGAAUAAUCUCCAACUAGAACAAGAAGUGAGAAACCAAGAUAGAUUCAUCGAUACACUGAAAUUACAGAUUGAAGAUCUCAAACAGACAAAUCAUGGCUUGGAAGAAUAUGUUAGGAAACUCUUGGAUAGUAAGGAGGUGGUAAGCAGUCACAUAGACAAUUUAACCAGCCACAAUGAGCAUCUUUGUAAGGAAUUGAUUAAAAUCGACCAACUAGCAGAGCAACUAGAGAAAGAGAAAAAUUUUGUGGUGAAUACUGCUGACAAGGAACUUGAAGAAGCAAAGAUUGAACUCAUUUGCCAACGAAAUAAUACAAUAGUAUUGGAGGAUACAAUAAAAAGGCUUAGAUCUGCUGCAAAUUGUGACGUAGAGCUUUUGAAGACCACAAGAGAUCGUGAAGAACUUAAAUGCAUGCUGGAAAAGUAUGAGCGUCAUUUGGCAGAAAUUCAGGGUAAUGUCAAGGUUCUCACAUCUGAGAGAGACAAGACCUUUCUUCUUUAUGAGCAGGCACAGGAAGAAAUUGCCCGACUUCGACGAGAAAUGAUGAAAAACUGCAAAUCUCCUAAAUCAACAACAGCGCAUGCUAUCCUCCGGCGGGUCGAGACGGAAAGAGAUGUAGCCUUCACUGAUUUACGAAGAAUGACCACAGAACGAGACAGUCUGAGAGAAAGGCUAAAGAUUGCCCAAGAGACAGCAUUUAAUGAGAAGGCUCACCUGGAACAGAGGAUAGAGGAGCUGGAGUGUACAGUUCAUAACCUUGAUGAUGAACGUAUGGAGCAAAUGUCAAAUAUGACUUUGCUGAAGGAAACCAUAACCACUGUGGAAAAAGAAAUGAAAUCACUAGCAAGAAAGGCAAUGGAUACCGAAAGUGAACUUGGCAGACAAAAAGCAGAGAAUAAUUCUUUGAGUUCCUGAUUUUAUUGGCCUGGGGCGCACACACCUAAUUCUGAAGCUCAUUCAUCAGAAACCGUCUACCAUCUCCGUGGCAACGCGUGUGAAUGAAAAAAAAUCUCAACUUCAUGGUCCCCGGUGCUUAGAG